CAUGCAAAUUCAGAUAGCUACGUAUAUAAAUCAUGAAGAGGACCAAAGGUUCCAUCUUUUUGUCGAAUAUGCAAAAUUCUUGUUCAUCCAUCAAUGAAGAAAGGAGAACAAUUUAAUUCAUCGUCAGCAAAUUCACCAGCAACCGCAAGACACUUAUUUUCCGAUAUGUACAUACAAUAUGUGGAAGGAAAAAUAAUUUUCAACAAUAUGUCUUGAAGAAAAUUUGCAGACCUUGUUUGAAGUAUUUUCCUUUUUGCACUUUGUUUAUUGGCCAUAAUAAUAUUCGACAUGAAUGUGUAACUUGAUAAAACAUAGAAUUCAUGGAAAAUAAAUGUUAGCACAUGCAUAUGUUGUAUGUAACUAUCAAGUAUUCUGAUGCGUACGUGUGUGCAUAUUACUAGGACACUAGAGGUCAUCCAUGCAUAACUUAUUGGCGGGUUUACUGACCUAUGACCUGCUUCCAGAGUGCUUAUCAGUAAUAAAUGGCAGUGGAACUCUGCAUUUCAUUUUUGUAAGUUAUCAAAUCAUUAUGUGGGUAAAGCCACAGCAGAAUGUAUACCAACUUUUUUGAGCUAAUCUUCUCCUCAGACCACACUUCCUUUAACGAGAAACUAUCAUCAAUGGUUAAUUGAGGACCUUCCCCAAAAAAGGCCAUGCCAUAACAAAUUGCGAAUAUUGGAAUGUUGCACAGUGAACCAUUAGUUGCGGAUCACGAGCCGAUUGACUAUAUGUAAAUUAGUAGUGGAUAAGACGUCUUCCAAUUCAGUUAAUAAAAUUAACAAUAUUACGGUUGUAUUUAUUAGCAUAAAAAUGAGUGCCACCUUUUGUCAGUGUAUCAACCGUACCAACGAUUGCACUACUUUAUUCAUUCAUAAAAGAACAAAAUGCACGUUGAACAGUCCUCGUGGUGCUAAUUAUCAUUAGAUGAUACUCAAGUGUUAUUAGGAUUACGAAGAACUAACAAGAUAAACCACGAAUAAGUAGUAUUUAGACUCACACACAAUGUUCCUUUUCAAUGUACAAAGAAACAUAGUUUUGUUCGUUGCACUUCAAUUUUGCAUACAUGGAUUAUCAUGCUCAGAGUUUAACAACCCUGAUCCUGACGAUGAUGUUGAAGUGUUUUCAUCCAAGGAAAUAAGCAGUAUUAUUAAUCUAAAUGAAGAGGCAUUCCAACCAAAGAUUGAAUCAAUUUACGUCAAAACAAAAAUUCGAUUUCGAUUUUCGAGGACAAGAAUUACAUCACAAAUUGUGAAUCCGGACGAAAAAAAGGCACAGAAUGUGACCUAUAUUCUUCGUAUCCCCAAUGAAUCCAUAAUAUCACGUUUUGAAAUGAGAAUUCACCCUGAUCCGAAAGUGUAUCGUGCUAAAGUCGUGAAAGCAGAGGAUGCUAGAAAAAUGUUGCAAUUUGCAGUGGGGGAAGGAAAGUCGGUUACAUUGGGUCUUCUUGAACAAUCAGAGUUGGAUUUCAACGAGGUAUUGCUCAAGUUGGUCAUUGGGGCCAACAAGAAAAUUAUCUUCAGCUUGAUUUACGAGGAACGGUUACCUAGAAUUGACAACCAAUACGAGUCUGUCAUCUACAUAGUUCCCGAAUAUAUGACGAAUAAAAUCAAGUUCCGUGUUGAAGUAAUUAUUGAGGAAAAUUUACGACUCACGUCAAUCAAAGUUCCGUUGAAUGAAGAAUAUUCGAGUCACAAUGCUACAGUCAAAAUGACAAGCUCAAAAGCCACCGUUUUAUGGAGUAACUUCAAUGUUGAAGAUGGAAUGUGGAGCUACCCUAAAAGCGAAUUCAUUGUCACGUAUUCUUUGGAAAAUGAAAUUUCGACUGGUCACAUCCUGCUGCUGAACGGAUAUUUUGUCCACUUCUUUGCACCCACUGACUUAGAACCGUUACGGAAACAUGUUAUUUUCAUACUGGAUAUUUCAGACUCAAUGACUGGCUUAAAAAUGAAUCAAACAAUUUCUGCGAUGAUAGAAAUUUUGGACGAGUUGAAUCCAGACGAUUUUUUCAACAUUGUUACUUUUUCAUCCGAGGCCCAUGUUUGGUCCUGCUUUCAUGGUAAGGACAGCGACAAACUUUUUCCAUUUCCGGCAGACGCAAAGUGCAAAGACGAGGCGAGGCACUUUAUUUCCAAAAUUGAUCCCCACGGGUCUACAAAUAUGAAUGAAGCACUACGUGAAGGAUUGGAAAUUGCAAGAAAUGUGUCCCCAGUUCACUCUCCGACUCCCCCAAAAGCUGAACGGUACCAGCGUGGGCGAGUUUCUGGCUACAAGUCCACUUUGAGCAGUAAAAUUCCUGCUGGUGUUCAGUCCAUCAUAAUUUUCUUUACUGAUGGAGAGCCAACUUCUGGAAUCAUUGACAAGCGAGCCAUAUUGACCAAAGUGAAAAUUCUAAAUUUUAAUAUGUCCAUUCCCAUAUUUUCACUGGCCUUUGGGAAAUCUGCCGAUUUUUCUUUCUUGACAAAUCUGUCAACCAGAAACGGUGCCUUUGCUCGAAAGAUAUACGAGGAUGCAGACCCAAGUUUUCAAUUAGCCAAUUUCUACAGGGAAAUAUCCUCCCCUGUGUUGGCUAACUUGUCUUUCAAAUAUGAUUCUGGACAUUUCCCAUCUUCACCAUCCAUCGUUACUUCCGGAUACUCCAUGGCCAUCCAAGGCCAGGACAUCAUAGUCGUAGGACGUUUAAACCAAUGGCAGGGAGUUAAUAAGACUGGUCAGGUUUUAAUAAAUGCGUCAGUGGGUGCGGUUGGAAGAACUGGAAUGCGGAAUUUCAGAAUUCCCAUCAAGGACUGCAGUGUGGCUGGAAGCUGUUCUGAUGAAAUGGAAUUUGACGAAAAAUGUGUUGAAAAGCUUUUUGUUUAUCUCACGCUCAAAAAACUGACACAAGAGGUUCUCAUAACAGAAAGUGAGCGAACAAGCGAUGACGACGACGACGUGAAAGAAGGAAAGUUGGAGGCGCAGCGAAUUAAAGCGAAAGUGACAGAGAUAGCAUUGCAGAACGGACUGAUUACGCAAUACACGUCCAUGGUCGUGAGGACCAAGUCUGUUCGGGAGGAAGAGAUGGACGUCCAACAUCCCGAAAUAUUCGACUCGGAUAACCCUAAGGAAUCUGAGGUCGAAAUUUUUCUUGGGAGCGAAACACCUUUGCAAGACAAAUCAAAAACAGUUGAAGUUGAUAUCGAUAGCAUCCGAUCCGAACUUCAAAGUUUGCGACAUCAAGAUCCUUUGACAAGGCAACGCCACUUGGACAGGCUGGACAUCCCUUUAAAAUUCAUAGAAAGGUACAAAUUGUUAGAAUUGAGUAAUGUGUCAUCGGAUGAAGCAGUGGAGGCCAAAAAUCACACGAAUACCACUGCUGCUGAUAGAACCAGGUUUAAUUUAUCAAGCUAAAUAUACAAGUAAAUAAAGUAUUACAUAUAAUCACAGUCAAGAAGCAUAAGUGAAUACAUACAUAAACACAGGUUACUCAUAAUAGUGCAACAACAGGAGCAUGUAAAUUAUUUUGAGUAAAUACCACAUACUAUUUUAUUACUUUUUAUAAUAACGUAUUUACAUAUAAAGAAAAUAAACUGUCUCCAUCUCCACACUUC
Molecule: messenger RNA, 3584 nt
Organism: Folsomia candida
Lineage: Eukaryota; Metazoa; Arthropoda; Collembola; Entomobryomorpha; Isotomidae
Product: inter-alpha-trypsin inhibitor heavy chain H4
Exons: 9
Coding region: 1003-3384 (793 amino acids)
Source: RefSeq, a predicted model, not a curated record